CAUGGAAACUAGUCAGGAUCAAGUCAGCAUGAGGACCAGCUGCAGGUCUAAAGAGGAACUGGAAUCAUUUAAAGAGGAAACUGGUCAGAAAGGAACAGUUCUGAGCUCUCUGCUGUUCAGCUCAACAAACCAAGCUCGUCUGACUGUGAGUCCCAGCUUCUCUCAGUUCUUUAGAGGAGACAUUGUGUCUCUGAGCUGUGAGGAGGACGACAGCUCUGCUGGAUGGACUCUGAGGAGAAACACCACCACGGGACAGAGGACUCAGUGUGGAGCUGGGUGGGGAGAACCAGCUGGUUCUUCAUGUGACAUCAGCCCAGUGGUUCCCAAACUGGGGGGCGCGCCCCCUAGGGGGGGCGCUGAGGCAUUGCGGGGGGGGCGCGAAUGGAAUGAAUGAAUCAAUCAAUAAAUGACACUAGCUAGCAUAACAUGGACAAGUUUUUGGCGGGGCUCCCACGUAAACGCAAAGCAGAGGAUGAAGCAUCGCCUAAUGUGCUUCCAAAGCAACUGCCUUCCAAGGCAAAGAAGAGAAAAUAUGACGACACAUAUCUUGUCUUUGGCUUCACCUGUACAACGGUGGGUAAUGAGGAGAGACCGCAGUGUGUUGUCUGUCUUAAAGUGCUAGCUUGUGACAGCUUGAAGCCGAACAAGCUAAGACGCCACUUGGAGACAAAACAUCCAGAGCACAAAGACAAGCCAGUUGAGUUUUUCAGACAAAAGCUCGUAAACUGCCGCGCUCAACAGUCUCUCUUUACUAAAGCUGCAUCCAUGCCGGCAAGUGCUCAACUCGCCUCAUAUAAAGUUGCCUACCGAGUGGCGCAGUGUAAAAAGCCGCACACAAUAGCGGAGGAAUUAAUACUUCCCUGUGCUCUGGACAUGGUUUCAACUAUGCUUGAUGACACUGCAGCCAGAAAACUAAGGGCAAUUCCUCUGUCCAACAACACCAUCGGCAGGCGCAUUUAUGACAUGUCAAAGGACAUAGAGGAGCAGCUUCAUGAAAAGGUGCGUGACAGCAGCUUUUCUCUGCAGAUGGAUGAAGCCACUGACAGUAACAAAGACUGUUUAUUGAUUACUUACGUCAGAUUCAUAGAUGGAGAUGACAUGAGGGAGGAACUGCUUUUCUGCAAACAAGUUACUGGCAGAGCCACAGCAGAAGAACUGUUUAAAAUCAUUGACUCUUACCUGAAAGAGGCCAGUCUGAAAUGGGAGGACUGUGUGGGGAUCUGCACAGACGGGGCGCAGACUAUGGCUGGGGAACGCGGAGGGCUGCAAGCGCUGAUCAAGCGCGUUUCCCCCAAUGCGCAGUGGACACACUGCAUGAUACACCGCGAAGCACUGGCGUCUAAACAGCUGAGUCCAGAGCUGAAUGAUGUGAUGACCGACGUCAUUGCCACCGUCAACUACAUCAAAACACGACCUGUCAAAGCCCGGAUUUUUUCGGCACUGUGCGAGGAAAUGGGCUCGGACCACACAGCUGUUCUGUUGCACAGCGAGUCCCGUUGGCUGUCACGUGGGAAGGUGCUGUCCAGGGUAUUUGAACUGCAAGAUGAAAUCCGCAUCUUUUUGGAGGAAGAGGGCAAUGAUCUUGUCCACAAAUUUUACUGUAACCAUUUCCUCAUGAAACUUGCAUACCUCAGUGACAUGUUUCUGAAACUCAACAAAGUGAAUUUGCAAAUGCAGGGCACAAAUACACACCUCCCCCAUCUGGUAGAUACAAUCACAUCAUUCAUCAGAAAACUUGAGACGUGGCUGCAGCGAGUGAAAGAUGGAAAUGUGGACUCAUUUGAGAAUCUGAAAGCAUUCAUUGAAGUCAACAAACUGCAGAACACAGUGAUCCCAUGCAUGAAAGCACACAUCUCCGCUCUUCAGAAACAUUUCCAGAAAUACUUCCUGAUGCAGGAUCCCAAAGAAUAUGACUGGAUCCGUGACCCCUUCAGUGCAACACCACCUGCCGACUUCAGCACAUCAGAGGAGGAACAGUUCAUUGAUGUCACCUCUGAUUCAACAAUGAGGCUGCAGUUUCAGUCAAAGACACUGGCUGCAUUUUGGAUUGGAGUGGAUAAAGAUUACCCACUGCUAGGCAAGAGAGCCCUGGCCAUUCUUCUUCCUUUUGCCACAUCCUACCUUUGUGAGAUAGGUUUCUCUGCUGUGGCCUCAAUCAAGACUAAAUACAGAUCAAAGCUGGACAUUGAAAAUGAACUCAGAGUGGCAAUCUCAAAACUGCAACCCAGGUUUGAGAAGAUCUGCAGCAUGAAGCAGGCCCACACCAGUCACUGAAAAGAUGUGGUGAGGAUUAAAGGUGUCAUUUUUGCACAGCAAACCAUUAGAUUUUAGUUUUUUGUUCUUCUCGGGGAGUUGGUCACGUUUUAAAACCCAUUUUUGCAGAGACAAAAACAAAAAACAGAAUGUUGAAUAUGUUGAAUAUGAACAAAAAGAAACCUGUUACACUGAACUUAAUUACAUAAAAUAAUUAUAUAGUUUAUUGCAACCUGUAGUUUAUGGCAGUUUACUUUUAUUUGUUCAAAAAAGGUUGAGGCUUGUAUACAAUGUUUGAAAUAAACUGAAAUGGAGCCUGAAAACUAAAUAUGUGUAUGUGUGUCCUGUUUUUUUUUGUGUGUAUGUGUUUUAUUUUUUUUUUGUGUGUGAGGAGGGGGGGGGGGGUGCAAUUUUCUGAUGUACCAAAGGGGGGCUCAGCAGUGAAAGUUUGGGAACCACUGAGCCACAAUGUUACAUCAUCAGUCAUGGAGAGUCUCCAUCCAGCUGGAUCACUGUCACAGGUGAGGAGGUCAGAGAUGAUUCUUCAGCAGCUUUCAACAUUCACAAUGAGACAAUCAGUUCAUUAUUAACUUUGAUUCAUUCUAGAGAAACCCACCACCACCACACCUCCUCCUACAACAACACCUCCUCCUACAUCAACACCUCCUCCUACGUCCACAUCUACUCCUACGUCCAAACCUCCUCCUGGUUCCUCUCCUCCUCCUGGUUCCUCUCUUCUCCUCCCUGUGUUCUUGCUCCUUGUAAAGUCGUUUCUUAUUUCUGUCUUUCCUCUGGUGUUUCUGAUUUUCCUGGUGAGACGAUGUGUUCGUGGGAAACAUGAAGACUGUGAUCCAGCUACAGUCUACUCAGCAGUGAGAACAACACAAGACGUCACUGAUGGACAAAUAUUCAUCAGAGACAAGAAACACAAGUCAAAGGCCAGAGCAGUUCCGCCAGAGCCAGAGGUCGUCUUCUCUUCAGUGAAGUAGUCCACCCGUCCACCCACUGAUGUCCAGCUGCUGGACUCUGACUGGUCCCCUCAGCCUCUCAGACCACAGAAGGCCUGUUGAAAAAGAGUUUUAUGUGUUUCAGGUCUUUCUAUAAUUUGUCUCUUAAUCGUAGUGUGACAGUCAUAUGACUCUGGUCCUACUGAUAUUCAGCUUCAAAGGAACAUAAUUGUCAUCAAGUGAGGCAGAUACACUAUACAGCCAAAAGUACUCUCUCUCCAUCCUAAUCAGUGAAUCCAGGGGUUCCAGUCAAAUGCAUGUCCACAGGUGUGGACAUGGAAGCCUCUAAGCUGCAGACUGCUUCCCUGAGAACGACAGCAACUCAGUCAGGAAGUGUCAGGCCACAUAAAAUGACUUUGCUUUUGACAAACAUAAAUUAAACAUAAACAUUCAAUUUAAAUUUGUACAAAAAAACAGCAACACAACUUUCAAAUGUGCUGUUCUCAAGCUCUGUAGAAGCUGAACAUAGCAUAGCACAAAAGGUAGAACUGCAACUACAGUCUCAUUUCAAGUCAGACGUUUGCUCUUGAGGGACUGGACUUUGUUUAACAGCUUUGAAUCAUCCAGCUCCAAGAAAAGUCUUUAGAAUAUCUCAAAGGUGAACUCGUGGCUGUCUGGGAUAACCGAGAUCCAGCGUGUAGGUCAAGCCAAGGAGGACAGAGCAAACCCUUGCAAUAUCUCCCAGUCCUGUGAUGAUUUCCACGCCCUCUAUGACAUUUCCUAUGUCCUUUGGGCUGUUGCUUGUAGAAGCUCCAGGCUUUGGGGUCACAGUAACUGCUAUUAUGAACUGUUCAAGUUCCCCCAAGUUCUCAGUGUCCUGUAACAAAACUGUAAGUGUCGUAGUAUAAAACUGUCAGAGCUGUAUUCCAAGCAUAUCACAAUACCAGACAAACCAUUCAUAAUCGUUUUCAUAGCUUUCAAAUUGUUGAAAAAGUGUCAAUAUUGUACAGUACUGUGUGGGUGUGUCUGCUGGAGGCACCCAAUAAAAAUAAAAACUUAAAAUAAGCCUUAAGGACGAGCAAUUUUUACAGACAUUUUAAAAAUAAAGUAUAAAUAGAGAUUUAAAGGGGGGCUGUGGGGCGGUGUGGAGGUAGGCCGUCUACAGAAAUCUGGCUUUAGUUUCAGUAAAAGGAACUCUGAAUGCUUCUGCACACCAAGAGAUUCUGGACAAUGCCAUGCUCCCACCUUUGUGGGGCCAGUUUUGGAAUGUCCCCCCUUCCAGGGUACAAAGCCUGGAUGAGGAAGAAGUGGACUGGCCUGCACAGAGUCCUGACCUCAAACCCAUAGAGCACCUUUGGGAUGAAUUGGAUGAAUACUUGGAGCUGUUAGAGCUGCAGAGGCUGGAGUCGUCAUAUUAAACCCUAGGGAUUAAGAAUGGGAUGAUUGAAGUUUGUAAGCCUGUAAAGGCAGGUGAGAGAAUACUUUUGACAGUAUGGUGUAGAUAAGACCUCUCACUGUCAGUGAGCCUGUGUUUGAAUCUCCUACUAAUGUUAAUCAUUCACUCAUUUAUUUUGAAAGGUUGCUAAACCUAUAAAAUGGAAUUGAGAUCAUUCCUAAUAAUUCUGGUGAUGCUGAGUAUUACAGCUGAGUGCUAUGUGUAAAGUAAAUCAGGCAUUGACUGCAGCUCCUUCAGUCUGUUACUGGGUAUUUGAGGAGUGAAAGAUUUGAUCUGAUCUCCAAUCAGCUCUUUCUGAGCAAACAUCAGUACCACAUGUAUUUAUUUGAAUGGUUUCCUUCAUAGAGAUCAUUAGAACUCAGAGCCACCACAGGGACGGUUUCAUUUGACUAAUAUUUGUUAUAAAUUAAAUUCCAAAGAUGGGGAAGGUGUGCUGACUAAAGGUUUCUUUCCAGUCAUUCUGUGUGUUUUUAAGGUCAUUCUGAGUGUUUUCUGGUAAUUCUGAGUGUUUUUUUAGGUCAUUCUGAGUGUUUUUUCUUGUUUUUCUCAUUCUACUUGUUUUUUUUCUGUGCCUUGAACCAGUCAAAUGGUUUUUGGUCGUUUGGGCAAAUGGUCGUUUUUGUCUUCUGUGCUGUUUUUGUUUUGUUUUCUCUGGACUUUUGUUCUUGGCUGUGUCGUUGGUUGUGGAGUUCGGUGGAGCGGCCGUUGUGUCUCUUGGUGUGUUCCUGCGAUCAGCUGCCGGCGCUGUCUGUGUCCCCGGAGCUUGGCCUGAGAGUCCUGCUGAACUUCAGGAUGCGCUUGAUGGGACCCAGAGGGAGUGUGUCAUGUAGAGAGCCUUGGGGACCUGGUUCAUAGGACCGCAGUACGUCUGUGCCCGGCUUCAGACUCUACGGGUGGACUCACUCCGUUGGCAUGGAAACACCAUGCCAUGAUAUGACCCAUGCUGCUGUUGCUAUGCAACUGACCAAACAACUUCAGACACUGAUUAGCCAACUAUUUUUGUAAAUUUUUUCAUAAUUUCUCAAUAUGUAAAUUUUUUAAUUACACUUUUUAUUUUCCUUU
This is a messenger RNA of Mugil cephalus (flathead mullet), 5718 nucleotides long. Its product is annotated as zinc finger BED domain-containing protein 5. The coding region runs from base 427 to 2274 and encodes 615 amino acids. The record is from RefSeq and is a predicted model, not a curated record. The transcript has 5 exons. NCBI's taxonomy places the organism in Eukaryota, Metazoa, Chordata, Actinopteri, Mugiliformes, Mugilidae.